GGGCCUGCCUCGCCGGCCGCGGCCCGCUCCCGGGCCUGUCCCCGCGAUGGCGGUGGGAGUGAGCGGGCCGUAGGGACCCUCUCGCCGGCUGCCCGCGCUGCGGUGCACGGCUGUUUCUCCGCAGACCCCGCCUUGCCCCUCGGCGGCUCCUGCCUGGUCCCGGGGAGUUCCUGGCCGGGGUUAGGGGCUCCCUGCCAGGUCCCGCUCUAGAAGGGUUGUCACGGCGGGGCGCUGAGGCGGGUGACACUGGGCCACGCUUGGAGGCCUUCCCCUUUCUGCCUUCCUCCCGAGUUCCGUCGUGGAGGCUCAGCCGGCAGCGAAAGCGCGGGGGGCUGCGGGGUUCUGUCACGGCAGUCGGUGGGGAGGCUCAUCGUGAGACCGCAGCGCCCUGUCCAGCAGGUGGCAUGAAACGUCCUGUUCAUACGCAUAUACAUGAGGAAUGUGCUUGGCACACCUUGAUAAGUUACUUUGGCCUAAACAUCGAUUACCUCUUGUAAAAACCUAAAUGGCAGCUCAAAAAAGGAAGUCUAUGUUAGUAGAGCCUUCUGCUAAACGUCCAAAGCUGGACAAGACCAGCAAACCAUCAUCAAAGAAGGAAAAAGAGGUGUCGGAUACAAAACAUGUCUCAAAUAAGUCAAAGCCUAAUUGGUGUGUGGUGCAGGAGAAAACUGUACUCAAAACAUCUGUCAAAUCAAACAGUGACAACACCAAUGAACUUGAACUAGGAACGCGUAUGACUACAAGAUCUUCAGCACUGAACUCGAACAAUAAAACUACACCUGACAAAAAGAUCCAACAGCAGCCUAAAUCUGCAAAAAACAAGGAAGUAUGCCAGAAAAAAUCCAUGCAAGAAAUUCCUAUGUCAAAAUGCCUAAUUGUGCCAAAUGAGCCAGUAACAAGGAGAUCGCAGAGACUGCAGCAGUUAACACAUGUACAUGUACCAGCAAGAUCCCUGCGCAGCAGAGAAGUUAAAGAAGAAAAAGCUUUGGAAGUUAAACAGAGUAGCCAGGCAAAAAGACAGACCCAGAGUGUUGCAGCAAAAGCCCUUAAAUCUGUUGGAGAGAAAACAGGACAGAAAAACAAAAAAACGAAGCCAAACAAUACAAAAGAGGAUAAAGAAAUACAUGUAGAAGUGACCAGCUUCCUGAAAGAGAAAAAAAGUAAAGCAGACAUUAAAAAUGGUAAUUCCAACAGCUUUCAGCAAAACCCUCAAGGGUCAUCAUUAUGUCCUGAUGAAAGGCUGAAGGAAGUUAAGAAGGACCAAACGGGCCCUGUAUCUCCUAUUGAUAGCAAUGCAAAGAAAGUGGAAGCAGACUCUCUUAAGCUAAAUUCCAAGACAGUAACUAAGGAAAAACAACAAAUGCAUCAGAACAUAAAAAGCAGUACAAAACAAAAAAAGAUUUCACAGCCCUCUGUAAGUGAAACAAAUGUGGCUGAUCCACCAGAGAAUGAUGCAAAAUCCAAAAGGGUGAGCAUCCUUGAACUCUGUGAAGAAAUCGCAGGUGAGAUUGAGUCAGAUACAGUGGAGGUGAAAAAGGAUUCCCCUAAUGCCAAGCAUAGCAGAACAGAAGAAAAGCAUGCCGACAUACAGCUUCAACAAAGUGAAAUGCUUACUCAAACGGAAUCUAGUCAAAGUACGCAAUGCAAACGGUUUUUCCCUAGCAAAAAAGGAAUGCCUGUCAAAUGCACUCUAAAUGGUAGAAAUAAUGCCUCAAACAAAAACUCUAAGUGGACCAAAAUUAAAUUACUGAAAGCUAGUAACAUGAAGCACAGUAACUUAAAUUCUGCAAAUGCCCCCAAGCUUUCUUUGUUAAAGGAUUACCGUGAAGUUUCAGAGGCAACUCAAAUAGCUACAGAAGUAGAGCUUUCAAAAGCACAAGGCAACCUGUCAAUAACAGGACUCUCUGAGAAUGAAAGUGUAACUUGUGUGCAGGAGAAAUCAGAUCUAUCAUCUGAAAGAGCUGGAGCUAAAGAAGUGACAUUAGAAAUAAAACAGCCCACAAAGAAAGGUGCAGAAAAUGGUUUGUUGCAUAAUUUGACAAAACAUUUAUGCGAACCAAGGCCAGAUGAGACCUUUAGACAUUUGGAAUCAAGUCCAGACAGUUCUCCACUAAAGUAUGUUACAGCUCCUAAACCACCAAAACAAUUAAAAAAAGAACCUGGAGAAAGUGAAUCUCAAGGUUUGGCUCCCAAGCAGUUGACACAAGCUUCACUGACAAAUCAAACUUCUGAAACUGAGGACAGGGUUCCGUUGUCAAAUCCGUCAUUAGCAUCAAAAUGCAGUAACUUCAUACCAUCUGAGGAACAUAUUCAGAAGCUAAAAGAAGCAGGAAAAGAUAUUGACAAGCAGCUGAUCAUAGAUGCAGGACAGAAGAGGUUUGGUGCUAUUUCCUGUAAUAUUUGUGGAAUGCUUUACACUGCGUCAAAUCCAGAGGAUGAAACCCAACAUCUGCUAUUUCAUAACCAGUUCAUAAGUGCUGUAAAAUAUGUGGGUUGGAAAAAGGAGAGAAUUUUGGCUGAAUAUCCUGAUGGAAAGAUAAUAAUGGUUCUUCCUGAUGACCCAAAGUAUGCACUUAAAAAGGUUGAAGAAAUUAGAGAAAUGGUAGACAAUGACUUGGGAUUCCAGCAAGCUCCUCUCAUGUGUUACUCUAGAACUAAAACUCUCCUUUUUAUUUCUAAUGACAAAAAAGUUAUCGGCUGUUUAAUUGCAGAACAUAUCCAGUGGGGCUAUCGAGUUAUAGAGGAGAAGGUUCCAGAAGUCAGUUCAGAAAAUGAGAAAGUCAUAUUUGAAAGACAGAAAGCAUGGUGCUGUUCCACUUCUCCAGAGCCUGCUAUUUGUGGGAUUAGUCGAAUAUGGGUAUUCAGCAUGAUGCGUCGGAAGAAGAUUGCUUCUCGGAUGAUAGAGUGUCUCAGGAGCAACUUCAUCUAUGGCUCAUACUUAAGUAAAGAAGAAAUUGCUUUCUCUGACCCCACUCCUGAUGGAAAACUCUUUGCAACACAGUACUGUGGCACCGGCCAGUUCCUGGUAUACAACUUCCUCAAUGGACAGCACCAGACUUAACUGCUCCCGAAGGAAUUCUGUUUUUAUCGGGAGACUUCUGCCAAACGCACUGGGUGGGUGCAGACCUUCAGCAGAAGCCAGGGCCAUUUUUACUACAGUGAACUCAGGACUGGUAACAACCGAAAGGUUGUACUAUUUUAUUAAAAUUGUAAACAAUGCAGUAAUAGGCUAACUUUUUUUUUCUAAAAGAAAGAUAUUUUAUUAACUUUUGCAAAAGUUUGAUUGUAUUUUAUCUAGUUAGUCAUGUUUACAUGCAGCAGAAAACUGUUCAUAGUGGACUGUAAACUAAUGCAAAGACUCUAGCCUCCUUGAUGAGUACAUGCUGAAGUUCUUAAUACGGUGAUAUACCAGUAUGUGUCGGUGCUGUAGCACUGGUCUGUUGCCACCCUUCCAGCAGGGGUUGCUGGCUGGACAGAGUUGGAGGAUACACCCAAUUGCCUUGAGGCAAGAAGCUUUCCAGUGCAGUCCCUGUGGGUGACAGCCCUCAGAGACUGCACGAUGGUUCCUGGGGUUUGUGCUGGGCCCAGCUGGGUGUGAGGGAGCCUGUGAGGUGACAGUAGCAUUGGAAACUUGUUCUACCCCACCUUGCUGCUCCUCCCCUAGAUGCAGUGUAGGGUAAAAGGCAGAACAAAAGCCCCAGGGACUGAUGUAAUCAUCCUUUUCCUUCAAGUUCUGUACUGGGUAUAUCCCUUUGUUAGUGGACUUCACCUUGAUACUUGUCACUCGUUCAAAAUCUCCUCUUUUAAAGGGUUUGUAUGUUGAAAAACUGCUGUGGCCUUUCUUGAUCUGUACAUAAUGUAGAUAGGUUAAAAAUAAAACACUUGAUAGCUUUUUUUCAAGUUA
Molecule: messenger RNA, 3904 nt
Organism: Pezoporus occidentalis (night parrot)
Lineage: Eukaryota; Metazoa; Chordata; Aves; Psittaciformes; Psittacidae
Gene: ESCO1
Product: establishment of sister chromatid cohesion N-acetyltransferase 1
Exons: 12
Coding region: 506-3061 (851 amino acids)
Biological process (GO): mitotic sister chromatid cohesion
Cellular component (GO): nucleus; chromatin
Molecular function (GO): protein-lysine-acetyltransferase activity
Source: RefSeq, a predicted model, not a curated record